Messenger RNA from Brassica rapa (field mustard), 1339 nucleotides. Its product is annotated as UDP-rhamnose/UDP-galactose transporter 1. The record is from RefSeq and is a predicted model, not a curated record. NCBI's taxonomy places the organism in Eukaryota, Viridiplantae, Streptophyta, Magnoliopsida, Brassicales, Brassicaceae.
UUUAUAUAUAAAUUUCGAAAUCUCAAAGCGCAAGGAGAGCAUCAAUGGUGAAAAGCUUGUGAUUAGCCAACGACGACGAGGAACGAGUGUAGCAAACUCUACAAUAAGUAGAGCAAAGCUACAAAUCUCAUUACUCUGCAAGCGAAUCGAGAUUCUGAUCUUCCAAAUCGAGAUCUGAUCCCAAAAUGGAGAGCGAGAAGAAGCAGUCGUCGUCAGUCUCCGACGUCGGAGCAUGGGGAAUGAACAUCGUCAGCUCCGUGGGGAUCAUCAUGGCUAAUAAACAGCUCAUGUCUUCCUCUGGCUUCGGAUUCAGCUUCGCGACAACACUAACGGGAUUCCACUUCGCGCUCACGGCGCUCGUUGGCAUGGUGUCGAACGCGACGGGGCUCUCUGCGUGGAAGCACAUUCCUCUUUGGGAGCUUCUUUGGUUCUCUAUUGUAGCUAACGUCUCCAUCGCUGCUAUGAACUUCAGCCUCAUGCUCAACUCUGUUGGCUUCUACCAGAUAUCGAAGCUGAGUAUGAUUCCGGUUGUAUGCGUGAUGGAAUGGAUACUACAUAGCAAGCAUUACUCUAGAGAAGUGAAGGCGUCUGUUAUGGUUGUGGUUGUUGGUGUUGGCAUCUGUACUGUCACUGAUGUCAAGGUUAAUGCCAAAGGUUUCAUUUGCGCUUGUACUGCCGUCUUCUCCACUUCCCUGCAGCAGAUUUCCAUAGGCUCUCUGCAGAAGAAAUACUCGGUAGGGUCUUUUGAGUUGCUGAGCAAAACAGCUCCUAUCCAAGCACUUUCACUCCUCAUCUUUGGCCCCUUUGUUGACUAUUUCUUGAGCGGCAAGUUCAUCACUACUUACCAGAUGACUUAUGGUGCCAUUUUCUGUAUUCUUCUUUCCUGCGCUUUAGCCGUUUUCUGUAACAUAAGCCAAUACCUCUGCAUAGGAAGAUUCUCUGCAACGUCAUUUCAAGUUCUAGGCCACAUGAAAACAGUCUGCGUCCUUACGCUUGGAUGGCUUCUCUUUGAUUCGGAGAUGACGUUCAAGAACAUCUCCGGUAUGGUCGUAGCUGUUGUCGGGAUGGUGAUCUAUAGCUGGGCGGUUGAUCUAGAGAAACAGAGAAACGCAAAGUCGACUCCUCAUGGGAAAAACAGUAUGACAGAAGAUGAGAUUAAGCUACUCAAGGAAGGAAUAGAGCAUAUCGAUUUGACAGAUGUUGAGCUCGGUGAGACCACUAAAGUAUAGAUAGAUACAAUGUGUGUGUGUGUGCUUUUUAUCAAGUUUCAAAUUACACGUCGAAUACUUAUGUUUUUGAAGACUAUACAAGUACAAAAGUGUCUCCUUUACUACUACUA